UAUCAGCAACAAGUUGGGUUUGUUCAGAGUCGACAGCGCGAAUCCUAGAGAAGUUUUCAGAAAUGCACCUACAAAGGAGAAACUUGGGUUUCAACCAGUUACUGGAUUUCAGGACGCUGUAAGAUUUUUCGAAACCUCAAGACUUGAUGUGUGGAUUAUUUGCUAAUUCAUUCUAGUAUCCUAUUCACCUUGUCAACCUUGCUAGCAUCAGAGAUGUCGAAAGUAAAAUGCCAAAGGAAAAGGGGGCGCCUAGAUUAUCUGCAGGACAAUUCCGUGCCAAUUUAAUCAGUAUGUCAUUCUCAAAACUUUACAGAUUAUCCAUUUCUAAUGCUAAUACUUUCCAGUUACCGGACCUCCAGCUUACCAUGAAGAUGAUUGGCGAAGAAUUAAGAUUGGUUUCUAUGAAUAUGACGUUUCCUGCCGAACAGUACGAUGUAAAAUGCCCAAUGUCGAUCAAGAAACAGGAGUUAGACAUCCAUCCGAACCAGAUAAAACCUUACGAAGCUUUAGAGCUAUUGAUGAAGGAGCCGGUCAAAAUCUUGGUUGUCUUGGUAUGAAUUGGUACCAACCACUAAAACUGGUGCUUUAA
This is a messenger RNA of Sclerotinia trifoliorum, 589 nucleotides long. Lineage: Eukaryota; Fungi; Ascomycota; Leotiomycetes; Helotiales; Sclerotiniaceae. The record is from the annotation of a GenBank genome assembly.